AUGGCUAGGAUGGAAGCUAUGCUUGCAAAUCUUGGCAAGGAAUUUAAAGACAUGAAAAAAUUCCAGCAGAAAGUAAUAUCCAAUUUGCAAAACCAAGAUGCUGCCACUCAGAAACUUGAAGCACAAAUCGAAUACUUGUCCAAGAAAGCCCCUAGCCAUAGUUCAGGUAAUGCCACCAGGACAAAUUCAAAAGAGGAAUGCAAAGCUAUUACCCUUAGAAACGGAAAGGAAUUGAAAGAGAAUCCAAGGGAGACUCAAGAAGGGAAGGAAGAGGGCAUUUCAAACGCUAAGGAAGAGGCACAAGCACCUACUCCCAACCCAUCAGAAGAGAAAGAAGUUCUAAGGCCAUAUGUCCCAAAGGCUCCUUGCCCUCAGUGCCUAAUGAAGAAUGUAAAGGACAGUCAAUUCUCCAAAUUUUUGGAGAUUUUCAAGAAAAUUCGUAUCAACAUUCCCUUUGCAGAAGCACUAGAACAAAUGCCACUUUAUGCUAAGUUUUUGAAGGAAUUAAUGACCAAGAAGAGAAGUUGGAGGAAUGAUGAAACUGUGGUAUUAACUGAGGAAUGUAGUGCUAUCAUCCAACACAAGCUGCCUCAAAAAUUGAAGGACCCAGGAAGCUUCCAAAUUCCUUGCUUCAUAGGGGAAAUAAUAGUUGAAAAAGCCUUAUGUGACUUGGGAGCUAGUAUAAAUUUGAUGACCUUAACAAUGAUAAAAAGAAUGAAGAUUGAGGAAGCCAAACCAACAAGAAUGGCCCUCCAAUAA
Messenger RNA from Arachis stenosperma, 759 nucleotides. RefSeq lists its product as uncharacterized. The record is from RefSeq and is a predicted model, not a curated record. The transcript has a single exon. NCBI's taxonomy places the organism in Eukaryota, Viridiplantae, Streptophyta, Magnoliopsida, Fabales, Fabaceae. Bases 1 to 759 code for a protein of 252 amino acids.